Molecule: messenger RNA, 351 nt
Organism: Aspergillus novofumigatus IBT 16806
Lineage: Eukaryota; Fungi; Ascomycota; Eurotiomycetes; Eurotiales; Aspergillaceae
Exons: 2
Coding region: 1-351 (116 amino acids)
Source: RefSeq, a predicted model, not a curated record
AUGGCACCUGUCCUGUCCAACAUCCUCCAAGCCCGGCAGUCCACCACCACCUCAUCCGAGAGCUGCAAUUGCCCCGAUAGCAUCUCAGGCGGUGGCAUUGCAGGAAUUGUCAUCGGCUCCAUCGUCGGCACCCUGCUGCUUAUCUGGCUCUUCCGGGUCUGCUCAUUGCCCGGCGCUUGGGGCGGUGGGGAACCCGAUUAUGGAUACAGCGGGGGAGGAGGGACGGAGGUGCGCUCGACGCAUCGUCGAAGCCGGAGUAGUCCGUCUUAUGUGGAAUAUGUCGAUAAGCCGAGCCGUUCGCGGAGAUAUCGGGAGGACGUUCGGCGGCCGGCCAAGGUAUAUCUGAAUUAG